AUGGGUCUUCAGAGCGAGACUAUAGUCCUUUGGACAUAUCCUGCGGCAUUCUGUCUGGGGUCAUUGGCAGCAAACAUCUAUGAAGUCCUGUACAGGAGCAAGAAUGAUGUGGAGAAGCCCGUGAGCCAGUCUCGCAUUGCAACAGCGAACAGAAUGGUGCAAUGUCUCCAUUACAUUCUGGUGAUCACUCUUACAAUCAACACCGGGUUUGCAGGAUACGGAGCGUUCAAGGGAACCAGCAUACCAUUGUUUUCUACUGAAGCAUAUCUUGGCGCCACUUUGUCCAUACUGCUCAUAUAUUGCGGCGCGCUACUUCCAGAUCCUGUUGACCCAUAUUUCCCAACUAUGCCGAAUAUGGCGACCUGGAUAUUGAGUGUCCUCUAUGAGAUGGCAAUCAUGAUCAUGGGACUAGUCGACGUUGCAUCUUUGGGAUAUCCGCAACAAGAUGCUGUAUCUUCAGUCUGCGUGGCACUCAUGGCAACCCGGAUCAUCACCCUUAGUGCAAUGGUCGGCGUGUAUCUCUACCGUGAGCGGGGAGAGAGCGAGACAGGCUCUGAUGAUGAGCGCCAGUCCUUACUUAGUGAGGAACAAAAUUGCGAACCGACAUAUGGCUCGGCCGAAAAUUUGAAGCCAGCCGGAGCAAAGGAUGCGCAGCAUGUUUCCGCGUUCGACUACCUGGUUGGGUUCCGCGAUUUGAUCCCAUAUCUCUGGCCAACUGGGGAUCGUGCGCUGCAAUUACGGGCUGUGUUCUGCUUCGGUCUGCUCACCGCCCAGCGCAUCGUCAACAUUCUCGUGCCUCAUCAGCUUGGAAUUGUAGUGGAACAUUUAGGCAAAGGCAAGCUGCCCUUGAAAGAAAUCCUGCUUUACGUCCUUUACCGAGGACUCCAAGGACAACAGGGAGUCAUARGCUCUUUGCGAGCCAUUCUUUGGAUCCCUAUCAGUCAAUCAGCUUACCGCCGGCUGACAGUCGCUGCUUUCGAACACGUCAUGAAGCUUUCACUGGAGUUUCAUCUUGGCAAGCGAAUUGGCGAGGUUAUCAGCGCACUGAGCAAAGGGAGUGCCAUCAAUACAUUUCUGGACGGCCUGAUUUUCCAGCUUUCACCCAUGGUGUUUGAUCUCUUCAUUGCUGCCAUCUACUUCUUUGUAGAACUGGAUGCAUUCUACGCUAUUAUUGUGGUUGCGGUCAUGUGGUUCUACCUUUUCGUUACCAUUUACAUGGCGAAAUAUCGGGGCAGAGUCAGACGAGAGGCUGCGACGAGGGAGAGGAGCAUAGAGGCUGCAAAAACCGACGCUAUCAUGUCAUACGAGACUGUCCACCAUAAUAGCGCGCUUCCACUCGAGAUGUCAAGAUUCCGACGUCUGGUCAACAGCUUCCAGGUGUCGGAAUACUCCGUCUUCUGGUCUUUGAACUUGCUAAACGCGAUCCAGAACUUCAUUUUUGUUCUGAGUGUCAUGCUGGUCUGCCUGUUGGCAGCUUACCAGAUCGAUGUCGGGCAAUACAGAGUUGCCAUGUUUGUGACGGUUCUCACGUACCUCGCUCAGCUGCAGGCCCCUUUGAACUUCUUCGGAAGCUUCUAUACUCAAGUGCAAAACAACAUGGUCGAUGCUGAGCGUAUGCUCGCGCUUUACAAGAUCGUACCCUCGAUCAAGGAUCGAAAGGAUGCUCAAUCAAUCGAUGCAUGCCAAGGCCGAAUCGAGUUCAAGAACGUCAACUUUGCCUACGACGCUCGCAAGCCCGCCCUAUCUGAUGUCAGCUUCACAGUGGAGCCAGGAACUACUACUGCGAUUGUCGGCGAAAGUGGGUCUGGAAAGUCCACAUGUAUGAAGCUUCUUUUCCGCUCGUACGAAACCGGCUCCGGGUCCGUCACCAUCGACGGAGUCAAUGUGCAGGAUUUCAAGCUGGCCAGCCUUCGUACUCACUUCGGAGUUGUGCCUCAAGACACGAUUCUUUUCAACGAGACCAUCUUGUACAACAUCACGUACUCAAAGCCAGAUGCCACGCAAGAAGAAGUUGAAGCGGCAUGUAAAGUCGCAAGCAUUCAUGAAAAAAUCAUGAGAUUUCCAGAUGGAUAUCAUACUAAUGUUGGAGAGCGCGGAUUGAGGCUUUCAGGCGGCGAGAAGCAGAGAAUCGCCAUCGCCCGGGCGGUGCUCAAAAGACCGGUGAUUAUGUUGUUGGAUGAAGCAACCGCGUCAUUGGACUCGUCUACCGAGACCAUGAUUCAAGAUGCAUUGAAGGUAGCGUGUAAAGGACGGACUACCGUUGCUAUUGCACAUCGACUGUCCACCAUUACAGAUGCGGAUCAGAUCCUCGUUAUGCGAGAGGGAGUUAUUAUCGAACGUGGGACACAUGAGCAGUUGCUGGCGCAGGACGGUCGCUAUCGGUCAAUGUGGGAGAAGCAGACGAGGAAGAUUCCUACCGAGUGA
Messenger RNA from Ramularia collo-cygni, 2424 nucleotides. Its product is annotated as related to heavy metal exporter HMT1, ABC superfamily. The record is from RefSeq and is a predicted model, not a curated record. Gene Ontology annotation, molecular function: ATP hydrolysis activity; ATP binding; ABC-type transporter activity. NCBI's taxonomy places the organism in Eukaryota, Fungi, Ascomycota, Dothideomycetes, Mycosphaerellales, Mycosphaerellaceae. Gene Ontology annotation, biological process: transmembrane transport. Gene Ontology annotation, cellular component: membrane. Bases 1 to 2424 code for a protein of 807 amino acids. The transcript has 8 exons.